This is a messenger RNA of Phalaenopsis equestris, 1594 nucleotides long. Its product is annotated as transcription factor GTE1-like. Gene Ontology annotation, molecular function: protein binding. NCBI's taxonomy places the organism in Eukaryota, Viridiplantae, Streptophyta, Magnoliopsida, Asparagales, Orchidaceae. Bases 171 to 1388 code for a protein of 405 amino acids. The transcript is spliced from 9 exons. The record is from RefSeq and is a predicted model, not a curated record.
CGCGACCUUCCCUUCCCUCCUAUCCGAAACCCUCGCAGAGCCGCGACUGGAGCUAGCUUUGAAGGCAACGACGGGGAAGCAGUGUUUGAACAGAAGAAGACCUCCGGAACUCCAAUCUUUCUCCCCCUUCUGCUCUGUUCCUACAAGAAAAUUUGCGAAGCAGGUAUAUAAUGGCGACGCUAACAGCUACUCACGGUGAUGCCGCGGAAUUGCUCGCUUCACCUCUUACGCAGCAGCCGCUCAUAAAUAUUAGCCAUGAGGACCCUAUCUGCAGUAGCGCAGUUGAGAAGAGGAGUCAAGAGAAAGAGAAUAAUGAAGUAGCCGAUGAACUAAGGUUUAAGCGCAGUGUGGAUGAGCUGACAUCUCAGAUGGAUGAGUUGGAGCAAAAAGUGAACGAGGUUUCAGAGUUCUAUGCCAACAGGAAAAGGCAGAACGAGUUCAAAGGGACUUCCGAUCUGAAGGAUAAGGAGAAAAGCAACAGUAACAACAAUACUAACAGUGGUGGUAAUAAUAGCUGCACAAAGAAGCCUGUAGAUGGGUCAAAACAACACGCUGCUUGCUCUAAGAGGAUGCAGGAACUCAUGCGACAAUUUGGCACUAUUUUGCGUCAGAUCUCACAACAUAAAUGGGCCUGGCCUUUUAUGGAACCUGUAGAUGUCGAAGGGCUCGGUCUCCAUGAUUACUAUGAGAUUAUUAAAAAACCCAUGGAUCUUAGUACAAUUCGGAAUCAGAUGGAAGCCAAAGAUGACACCGGAUAUAGAAAUGUUUCAGAUAUAUAUGCUGAUGCAAGGUUAGUUUUCACAAAUGCCAUGACAUACAAUGAUGAGAGAAAUGAUAUCCAUGUAAUGGCUAAGACGCUGUUAGCUAAACUUGAAGAGAAGUGGCUGCUGUUAUGGCCAAAAGUUGUUGAAGAGGAAAAAAGACUAAAGGAGGAGGAAACACAAGCUCUAGCCAAUAUGCAACUUGUUCAUGAAAUUUCUAUGGCAAGGAUGGCCGCUGAUGUAGAAAAUGAGCUUAAUGAUCUCAAUUCACAGUUGGAUGAACUUAGAGAAAUGGUGGUUAAAAAAUCCAGGAAAUGGUCCACAGAAGAGAAAAGAAAACUCGGCGCAGGACUGAGUACUUUAUCUACUGAAGACCUGAAUAAGGCACUGGAGAUCAUUGCCCAAAGCAAUCCAGAUUUCCAAACUGCCGGAGAAGUAGUUGAGUUUGAUAUGGAUGCCCAGAGUGAAACAACCCUUUGGAGGCUGAAAUUCUUUGUGAAGGAAGCGUGGGAGCAUCAAAACAAAAUUUCCUCCAAAAAGGAUAAUGGCAACUUAAAACGCAAGGAGUUUUGUGAAGCUCUGGCCAAGACUGCCAGGAAACGAAGCAAAAAGCCUGGUUCUUCCUGAUGCAAAUAUUGUAGACAUUUUUGUAAAUUUUCUUAUAUUACCUUUAUCAUCUCCCAUAAUUUCUGAAGUCGAGUCUAUUUGUUGCUCAAAAGGCAUGGAGGAUUUCUCACUAAUAUAUAGUUGUUUGAGAGGACUGAUGCAUUAAUCAGCUCUUGUAAAUUCCCUUCCCAAUGUGUGUAUUAGAGCCGCCCUUGGAAUUUCUUCUU